AUGAGUGCCCAAUUUGACGAAUUGCAAAUGUGCCGAAUGCUUUGCGCGAAUCGGCUACGACGUCUCGAGCGAUACAAAAAAGCGAAAAGUUUCUGCAGUCUUGACGAGGAGAACGCCGGGGAGAAUUUGCUGAUGAGCUACCAGGGACGAGUGCCUGAAUUCGGUCUCAACUCCACCUCGAUGACCGAUUUAUUGUCCCCAGCCUCAUCAAAUGCCGUUUUCGAGGUUCUACACGAGAAAAUGAGAUCCCUUCUCGAAAACGAUAUGUCGCUGAUGCAACAAUUGGUGUCAUUGUCGGAUAAGGUUAACGAGUUGAAAGUGGGAAUGAGACGAGCGAGAAGCGAACGGAAAUUGUCUGGCGGGAAUUCGAGUGAAGAUGAAGAGGAGGCGAGACCGAGGAGUGAGGAACCGCGAAACGGUGAGGGCUCAGCGGUGACGACUCUCUACGUCGACAACGAAGCACCGCAAUACUUUUCGAGGAAAAACUCCGUGCUCCGUAUUCCCAUUCCGCCACGUGCCAGCAAUCGCUUCAAUCGGAGACCGGCUCGUCGUGUUCCCUCGGACGCUCUCCGGGUGCAAAUCCAAAAUGGUACAACGAGUUUGCGCGAGGAUCGCGAGGAAGAAGAGGAAACGAUUCGGUCAGAUCGAUCCGAUCACCCUGAGGAUCCCCUCUCAUCGCCAGCGUUGACCUAUUCGCAUUCUUCGGCCAGCAGCUGUGCUAGUGUGAGUCAAAAGAAGACGCGUUCCUCGCAUUCUUCCAUCGACUCAGCCCUUCCACCAUCGCCGACCGUCGAAUCUGAU
Molecule: messenger RNA, 801 nt
Organism: Mesorhabditis belari
Lineage: Eukaryota; Metazoa; Nematoda; Chromadorea; Rhabditida; Rhabditidae
Source: the annotation of a GenBank genome assembly